UCGACUUGGACCGUUUCCUGGCGGACAUCGAUACGCUAUCUAACGAGACUCGUACCGCAUUCUUCUCUCAGUAGGUCAAACGGUACACAGAGGGUACUGCCCUCGGCUGCAUAGAACUGUUUUGUGUAUGAUGGACCUGGUGAAGGCCGUCAGAUCCGACUUUAAGGAAGACUAUUACAUGAUCGUCAAGGCUUCGGACCACUAUCUGGACGCGGUUGAUCUGAUUUGCGAGAAUAAUGGCGAAGCGGUGUUCAAGCUGGCCGAUCCAACAACCAAGAAAUGUUUCGAACAACUGUGGGACGACGUGAUGGAGCAUAUGGAAAUGUUUGCUGAUGAGGUCAAGCACUGGGACAUUUCACAGCUGACGCAUACUCAAUGCGAAACCUUAUCCGGACUGAGGCAGUACGUCGAGGGUAAGCUGAACGUUUGCCAGGCCGCGGACCUAAUGACCGUGUACGAUCUAUUUUACAACACGUUGUUCAGCCACACUACGUGUGGCAAUUACGUGCUAACAGUGACGGAUUUUUAAAACCACACCACAUCAACGAAAAUUAAUACCAGUGUGUUACGUUUCGGUUGCUGAUCAUAUCAAGUUCAGAAAUUGUUUGACAUUUGAAUCAACUUUUACAUAGAAUAGGUCGUGUGUUUUUACUUUGUAAAAAUAUCGAGUUUAGACCGGUCGGUUGAGCAGUUGACAUAAACUUAGCACCAACCACUAGGCACAUAUUUCGUCCUAGAAAUGUAUAAAUAAGAGCGCAAUAAAUCAACUCUCUCUUGAU
Messenger RNA from Anopheles coustani, 779 nucleotides. RefSeq lists its product as uncharacterized. NCBI's taxonomy places the organism in Eukaryota, Metazoa, Arthropoda, Insecta, Diptera, Culicidae. The transcript is spliced from 5 exons. Bases 128 to 529 code for a protein of 133 amino acids. The record is from RefSeq and is a predicted model, not a curated record.